Drosophila gunungcola (fruit fly) is the source of this 1243-nucleotide messenger RNA. RefSeq names its product integrator complex subunit 12 (gene IntS12). The transcript is spliced from 2 exons. Bases 131 to 1105 code for a protein of 324 amino acids. The record is from RefSeq and is a predicted model, not a curated record. Gene Ontology annotation, biological process: snRNA 3'-end processing. Gene Ontology annotation, cellular component: integrator complex. Lineage: Eukaryota; Metazoa; Arthropoda; Insecta; Diptera; Drosophilidae.
UCUUAAUUUUGUUACGUAAAAAACAGCGACUUACAAGAAGAAGAGAGUAAGGCAACACUGGUCUAAUAAACAGCUGUUGCUUUUGCAAAAAUUGCAUUUAUUUGUUUAUCCGAUUUUGAACUGUUUUAAAAUGGACUUGGCGGCUGCCCAAGAAGUAGACCCCGUGCUGAAGAAGGCCAUCAAGCUGCUACACUCAAGUAAUCCCACCUCGGCGGCCGAAUUACGACUGCUUUUCGAUGAGGCACUGAAAUCACGUUUUGGCCCGGAGAAAAGUUUGACCAGCAACAUGAGCCAGCGGAUGCUGGAAGAUGAGGCCAACUUUCCGGGCCGGGCUGCCACGCCCCCGCAGCAACCGAUUAAUGCGGACGAGAUCAUCAAUUUAACCAACUCCCCGGACAAAGAGCCCUCGGAUUCGGUGGACACCAUAGCCGAUUCAGAUGACGGACUGAGUGCCGUGGGAAUAGUUAACACAGGAGAUACCGGCGACUUUGGGGACCUCAAUUGCUGCGUGUGCGGUGAGAUGGUCUUCACGGCUACCAACCGGCUGAUAGAGUGCUCCAAGUGCGGUGCCAUGUACCACCAGGAGUGCCAUAAGCCACCCAUAACAAAGGAGGAGGCGGCCGACGACCAGGAGCAGACCUGGCAGUGCGACACGUGCUGCAACAAGCCCACAAGCAGUGGUAGAACCACCUCCUCUGCGCCGGCCGUCACGCCCACCGUCUUCAUAGCCGACGAACCCAUGCCGCUGACCAGCAAGGCCAAGUCCUCGGUGGCCUCGUCGCGCUCGUCCAACUCCUCCAAUUCUUCGUCGCCGUUUUACAGGCCCGAGCCCAGCAGUUCUACCAAUGCCAGCAGCAGUAGCAGCAGCAAGCACGGACACAAGUCCUCCUCAUCGUCCUCGUCCAAGUCGCACAAAGAGGAGCGAUCGUCUAAGUCGUCGGCAACGCCUUCACUUAGUGCCAUCGGGGGUCUGGAAAAGCACAGCAGCAGUGGCAGUGGCACCUCUUCGUCGCGGCGUAGCAGUUCCAGUGCCAAGACCAGUUCCAAGAGCAGCUCCUCCAAGCACCACGAAAGCGGGAGCAGCAAGCGCAGGUCGAAGCAGUGAUUAGGCACUCCCAACAAUUAAGUAUAAAGUUUAAGUCAGAAUUAUAAAUCGAUUGCAUUCUGAACAUUUGAUAACGGUAAUUGCAAGCUAUAAAUUCAGAUAAGUUUUUGAAUAUUUAAAUGUGCAUUUCUUUUAUAA